Molecule: messenger RNA, 2225 nt
Organism: Scomber scombrus (Atlantic mackerel)
Lineage: Eukaryota; Metazoa; Chordata; Actinopteri; Scombriformes; Scombridae
Gene: rtkn2
Product: rhotekin 2
Exons: 12
Coding region: 1-2076 (691 amino acids)
Biological process (GO): signal transduction; hemopoiesis; positive regulation of cell population proliferation
Source: RefSeq, a predicted model, not a curated record
AUGGAGGAGCAGCGGGACGUUCAAACAUCCAGGCGACACGGGAGCAGCUCCAGGUCGGUAAUAUCAGCCGGUUCCGCAGUUGCAAUGGAGAUCAAAAGGAAGAAAAUACGACAGAGUGUCUUAUUCCUUCAAACAGAGAAUACAAACCUUCAAGAAAAGCUGGACUUUGAGAUGCGAAUGCGAGAGGGUGCCUACAAGCUGCUCCUCGCCUGCAGUAAGAGAGACCAGGUUCUCAACGCCUCCAAGAACCUGCAGACCUGCAAUGCCAGGAUCAAGGCUUACUUCAGCCAGCUGCAGAGGAAGAAAGAGGAGCAGGACAAGAUGGGAGCAGUCAGCGGAUUUUCAGAUCCACUUUCAGAUGAUCGUGUGCCGUGUAAUGGAACAAUUGCAAUGACUGGGCUGCGUAUUCCUAUGAUGUGGAGGGAUUCGGCUCACUUUAACAACAGAGGGAGUUCUCGUCGGGUGGCGGUUUUCUGUCUGAUGCAGAUCGGCUCAGAGGUGUUUGAAACUGAGAUGGUAGUAGUGGACCGAUCAGUCACUGACAUCUGCUUUGAAGGAGUCACUGUCUUUAAAGACGCAGGUCCUAUGUUUGAGCUGAAGGUGGAGCUGUGGAGCUGUGCCCUGGAGGAAGAGCUCACCUUGGUAAACACGCCAAAGAAACUAGCCAAGAAGCUCCGCAACUCCUUUGGAAAGACCGCUGGGAAGAAGCUCUGCCCUCUGCUGGACAGUCCAGACCCUGACACCUUCCUGCAGUACAACCCAAUACCCUCCGGAGCUAAAUACAACCUGCUGGCCUACACCACGCUGGAUCUGUGUGAAGCUGAAGGCAGCUUUCAGUCUCAUUCGCUCAUUGUCCUCCAAGAUGCUGAGUGGUCAUCUUGGCUCCCACUUUAUGGCAACCUCUGCUGCCGGUUGGUGGCCCAGCCUGUCUGCAUGACACAAAGCAUGAUGACUGGCUACCUGAGCCAGAAGCAAAGUGUGGAGGGGAUGCACCGCUGCUGCAGCCUUUACUGUGUCUUGAGUGCCGGCUUUCUUUCCUGUUAUUUCACCCCGGAAGAAAUUGAUGCUAAAGUGCAGCCCACUCUCAAAGUACCCAUCACCAAGGACACUCGCAUCCGUCUGAUGGAGAAGGAGGCAGCAGGCCAGAAAUCCAGGAGUAUGUCCAUCAUCAACCCUUCAUCAGAGGGAGCUCAGACCAUCGUCUUCACCACGGACACCACGGAGGAGCUUGAAGACUGGCUGGAAGCCCUCCACCAGCACCUCUAUGAUCAGAGCCAGUGGCUGCACUGCUGUGACCAGCUAAUGAAGAUCGAGGUCGCAUCACCACGGAAACCAUCACUCUUCCUCACCAAGCAAGCAGACUCUGUUUACAACGACCUCAGUAUAAAUUCACCUGGCAAGUUUGAGAGCAUCACAGACAUUAUCCACAACAAGAUUGAGGAGACAGAUGGCCGCUAUCUAAUUGGUCAUGAGGAGGAGAAGGAGACGCCUAAUUGGUCCAGUCUGUUUGAUGGAUCCCAGUCUGUGUUAGUGCAGAAGAGUGUCCUGUCACAUAGCAAAACCUCCACCCCUUGUUCAAGCCCCAGCGCCAACACCAGCUCUCCAUCCGUCAGUAACAAGAAGCGGCGUGCUCCACCUCCUCCCCCUGAUCGGGAGCCUUAUGCUCCUCCCACCCGCCCUGCCAGACCUCCCCUCCCUCCUUCUCUAAAUCAACAUCCUCCUCUCCCAUACCAGGAGAAAGAGAACUCCGGGACUUGCAUGUCGCGUCCAGCCACAAAAUCCAAAAGUGGCAGACCGUCUUUGGAUGCCAAAUUUUCUGCCAUCAUCCAGCAGCUCCAGCGGAACAACCCCGGAGGAGCCGGAGCCCUGAGCCGCAACAAUGCUCCGCUGGGGGUCCUCGAUGUGCAACCACAAAGUCAACCUCUGCCCCCUCUACAGCAGAUGGAGUACCAGAACCCUGAAGCCACAGGUGAACAUGGCUUUGUCAGAGCCAGUCAUGGUCCUGGUCCAGUUCCUGCACCGAGGAGCAAAGUGAGGAAGUCUUUCAGAGAGAGGAUGAACCUUAAAGCGCUGUGACCUCAAGCAUUCCAGCGUCUGAAUGAUUUAACUAUCUAACUCUGCCUUAUCACUAAUAUAAAUAACAUUUAGCUAUGAUAGAUAGAUAGAGUUGGAUGAGAAGAUCUGUGAGGCUGGAGCCAGAAGGGGUUUAGCGUAGCUUAGCAUAA